CCAAUGGUACUAUAGAUAAGAAUAUCCAAUCGGAUAAAGUUUAUAAUUUAACUGGGCCAAUCCGCGUUGGCCUUGUUUUGACGUCACAUGAUCCGUAAGUGAGAGAAUCAACGUUUGUUUGGAAAGUUCUUUAGCUUCUGUUUGUUGUGAUCUGAAGAAUAAGAUAUGGCUCGUACAAAACAAACUGCGCGAAAAUCAACUGGUGGUAAAGCUCCUCGUAAGCAGCUUGCUACAAAGGCUGCAAGAAAAAGUGCACCAUCGACAGGUGGAGUAAAAAAACCACAUCGUUACCGACCAGGUACUGUGGCUCUUCGAGAAAUUCGUCGUUACCAAAAAUCCACAGAAUUGCUAAUAAGAAAAUUACCUUUUCAACGAUUGGUAAGAGAGAUUGCACAGGAUUUCAAAACUGACCUGAGAUUUCAAAGUGCUGCAAUUGGAGCUCUUCAAGAAGCAAGUGAGGCUUAUCUUGUAGGAUUGUUUGAAGAUACAAAUUUAUGUGCUAUUCAUGCUAAACGUGUUACCAUUAUGCCCAAAGAUAUCCAGUUGGCAAGACGAAUCCGUGGAGAACGUGCUUAAUGUGUAUAUUGCCCGGCAUAUUUCUGUAUGAGCACUCACCACCUCCAUCACCAAUUUACAAUCAACAUGAUCAUCAGAACUGCAUCUUAGUAAUGUUUUAUAUACUGGAAUCAGUUUUGUAGAAUUCAAAACUUUUGUAUAUCACAGAUUUAUAACUUAUUUACAGCUCACACAGAUAAUUACUGGGAUCAAGAUUUUUUGCACUUCUCUUGUCUAGUAGCUUGUGACACUCUUCCACUCCCUUUCUUGUUCAUAUGACUUUUACAUGAUUUCAUUGUGGUGUGACGUGUUACAUGUUUUUCUUGUUGAUCAUUUUUGUGUAUUCCUUACCUAUUCAGUGUAAUAAGUGAUAUUGCCCUAUAUUGGUAAGGACAAUCAGUAUAUAUAUAUAAAUUUAUAUGUAUAUGUAUAUAUAUUAUAUAUAUAUAAUGAUUUAGAAACUAAAGCUAGUAUUGUAUGUAGUUUAAAAAUAACCAGGUUAUUUUGAAUAUUUUCUUUUUGUAAAGUGAAAUGUUGAUAAAGAGGAAUAAAACUUCACUGCCAUGCUGGUGAUAACAUCACCAAAAACUGUUGGUUAUGUAAAAUAAAAUUCAGAUUUUUGCCAAUAAGGCAAUUACAGAUCUCUACUAUCAACUUUGAAAUGACUCCUUUUAUUUGUUACUAUGUUCAAUAAUAAAGCUUUAUAUUCCAGAAA
Molecule: messenger RNA, 1270 nt
Organism: Centruroides sculpturatus (bark scorpion)
Lineage: Eukaryota; Metazoa; Arthropoda; Arachnida; Scorpiones; Buthidae
Product: histone H3.3
Exons: 3
Coding region: 166-576 (136 amino acids)
Cellular component (GO): nucleosome
Molecular function (GO): DNA binding; structural constituent of chromatin; protein heterodimerization activity
Source: RefSeq, a predicted model, not a curated record